Molecule: messenger RNA, 916 nt
Organism: Exaiptasia diaphana
Lineage: Eukaryota; Metazoa; Cnidaria; Anthozoa; Actiniaria; Aiptasiidae
Product: epoxide hydrolase 1
Biological process (GO): epoxide metabolic process
Molecular function (GO): epoxide hydrolase activity
Source: RefSeq, a predicted model, not a curated record
CAUAUCAGAUGUUAAAACAUGGGCAAAGGUUUUUCCAUCACUGUGACAAUCCUUUCCAUAAUAAUUGCCGUCAUAGCUGUCCUUGCAUACUUUAGUAUUCCCAGCAUCCCUGAUAUACCUUCAGUUGCCCAAGAUAACUGGUUUGGCAAAGGCGACAAGCGACAAGAAGACGAAACUAUCAAAAGUUUUCAAAUAUCAGUCACGCAGCAAACUCUUGAUGAUUUGAAGGAUCGCUUGCAAAACACACGGUUUGUUGAAACCCUAGAAGGAAUACAGUGGGAAUAUGGCACAAACAGCGAAUAUCUCAAGCAACUUGUGCACUACUGGAUAAAAAAAUAUGACUGGAAAACUCAAGAAAAGUUGCUCAACUCGUUUCCUAACUUCCAAGCAAACAUUGAUGGACUCAGAGUGCACUUUUGGCACGUAAAGCCUCAGGUUAAAGCUGGUCAAGUAUUGGUACCAAUCAUGUUUAUACACGGAUGGCCAGGAUCCUUUUUUGAGUUCUACAAAGUUGUUCAAAUUCUUUCCAAAGAAUCCGUGAGUGGGAAAUUUGCAUUUGAAGUUGUAUGUCCAUCAAUUCCAGGCUAYGGAUUCUCUGAAGCAGCUCACAAGUCAGGUCCCUUGUUGAUCCACACUGCUGUUAUGUUUAGUAAGCUGAUGGCAAGACUUGGACACAAAUCAUUCUAUGUGCAGGGCGGAGACUGGGGGUCUGGUGUGGCAAGAGCAAUGGCACUAACUAACAAACGGCAUAUCAAAGGAAUCCAUCUCAACUUUUUUCAAGUAUCUGCUCCAUAUGGACCACUUUCAUACAUAGSUGGAUACUUCACACUGCCGCCACUUGAACACAAGAAGAUUUUCCCACUCAAACAAUUUUUCUUUGAUGUCCUACGUGAAACAGGAUAUUCACACAUACAAG